Molecule: messenger RNA, 1909 nt
Organism: Beta vulgaris subsp. vulgaris (sugar beet)
Lineage: Eukaryota; Viridiplantae; Streptophyta; Magnoliopsida; Caryophyllales; Amaranthaceae
Product: probable pectate lyase 4
Exons: 3
Coding region: 596-1741 (381 amino acids)
Molecular function (GO): pectate lyase activity
Source: RefSeq, a predicted model, not a curated record
AGUUGACACCUAUGUUACUCAGACACGGAUUGAGUGUCUAUUCGGAUAUAGGUGUCCAAGUGUCCGACUCAGCUAUUUUGUAAAAAAAAUAAAAAAGUCAACUUUUUUUAAUUUAAAAUGAAGUAUCCAAGUAAAGUGUCGUGUCGGACACGACACCCCAUUUUUAAGGCAAAUGAAGGUGUCGGAAUAACACUGAUUGACACUAUGAUUUGCAACAUUAAACAAGCACUUCAAUAUAAUCUUGCGUUUAUCUGUAUGAUUCUAUUCCCUACUUUUUUCAAGUCAACUAUCAUUAACCAAAAUUUAAUUCAAUAGAACAUAUCAUGGACUGUUAAGAAUGACAACUUUCCAUAAUUAUGCAACAACAUUUUGGUUAAUUUGGUUAUAUAUAUAACUGUUCAUUUACUAUCAAUAGUUAAUUUGGUGCUAAAAAAUCCCUGGCAAUAAUAAAAAGAUAACAGAAAAAAGCACCAAAAUUCCAACAGGCCUUAUUUAGCAUGCAUAAUCACUUCUUAUAAAUACCUUCUCCUUCAAAACUAUUCUUCAUCACCCAAAACAUUCAAACACCCUCAAUUCUUACCCAAACAUAUUAAUCAUGGCUAGUAAAAGUUUAUCCUUAAUCAUUCUCUUAUUUUUACUAGCCAUGAAACCAAAAUUAAGUUUGGGUAAGAAAUCCGGUCUUGCAACAUUUAAUUCGAUCGACACUUGUUGGCGAAGGAACCCUAAUUGGAUGAACAAAAGGGAAGAACUUGCAAAAUGCUCUGCAGGUUUUGUAGGGAAGAUGAUUAACAACAUUGGCAAAGACAUGACGAAAUAUGUAGUGACUGAUCCUACUGAUAACGCGAUAAACCCGAAGCCUGGAACUCUUAGGUAUGGAGUUACCAUGGUACCAGGGAAGCCAUGGAUCUCGUUCGAGAAAGAUAUGGAAAUUAAACUUGAACGGGCCCUUAUUGUUGGAAGUGAUACAGCCAUAGAUGGUAGAGGUGCUGUUGUUCAUAUUUCUAAUGGAUGUCUAAUGCUCUACAAGGUAAGUAAUGUGAUCAUCCAUGGGUUAAGAAUCCACCAUUGCCGAUCCCAGCCAGCAGGCUCAGUUAUGGGUCCCGGCUCGAAAUUGAUACCAUUGAGCAAGACGGAUGGGGACGCGAUAAGGUUGCUUGGCUCCACAAAGGUGUGGAUAGACCACAAUACCCUUUACAGGAGUGAGGACGGCCUAAUCGAUGUAACCCUUGGCUCAACCAACAUUACCAUCUCCAACAAUUGGUUUCGCGACCAUGACAAGGUCAUGCUCCUAGGCCACGAUGAUGAUUUCAAGGACGAUAAAAAUAUGAAGGUCACUGUUGUCUACAACCGUUUUGGCCCUAAUUGCCACCAGCGCAUGCCAAGGGUUCGUCAUGGUUAUGCUCAUGUGACUAACAAUUUAUACCUAGGAUGGGAAAUAUAUGCCAUAGGAGGAAGCAUGAACCCUAGCAUAAAGAGCGAAUCAAACCUCUUUGUUGCCCCAAAAUCUGGAUCAAAAGAGGUUAUAAUGAACAUCCUUGACAAGAAAAAUGGAAAAGGAUGGAAUUUCAAGUCUGUGGGAGAUGUCUUGGAAAAUGGAGCUUCUUUUAACGAAACUGGAUCAGGUUUUGUAAAACCGAACUACAGCCCUGAAGAGAUAUUUCCUGUGGAAAGUGGUAAGGUUGUCAGACAACUUACAAGAUCAGCUGGGGCUCUACGUUGCCGAGGAGGAUCAAUAUGCUAAAAAGAUUCACAUAAGUUUUAUAUGUUUCCAUAUGAUCGUUAAGAUCAUUUACGUAUUACUAAUACCUAUGUGAAUCAAAAAUGUGAGGGUGUUUAAUCAAAUAUGUUACAAGGGUGUUCAAUCAUAUGUAUGAUAUGCCAAAUAUCAAUAAAAGGAACAUAUUCAUCA